CGUUGACUCCCAUCAUGAAUCCAACAGAUCCUCAAACUUUUAGUCAUCGCACCGCUCAAAUUUCUACUGGUCGCCUUUAUCAUUUCAUUGACCAAGUCCCAAGUAACUAUGAUCCAACCCAACCACCGCUAGUUUGUUUACAUGGCUUUCCUGAUUCAUGGUUCGGAUGGCGGUAUCAGAUUGGUCCAUGGUGUCGACAAGGCUUCCGUGUGAUCGUUCCAGACAUGCUAGGCUAUGGCGAGACCGACAUGCCCCAUGAUUCUUCAGCGUAUUCCCCGAAAAAUAUCUGCAAUGAUAUUUCUGCACUUCUUGAUUUCUUGGCGAUACCCAAAGCCGUGGUGAUUGGCCAUGAUUGGGGCUCAUACAUGGCUGGGAGAUUUGCUCUGUGGCAUCCGGAUCGGUUGAUAGCACUGGUCAUGUUAUCUAUUCCAUAUGUUCCUCCAAAGGAACAAUAUGUGUCUCUCGAGGAGUUGGUCAGAGCAUAUCCAUCCUAUGGAUAUCAGAUGUAUUUUGCGUCCGAAUCGUCAACAUCUGAGAUCGAGGCAAACCUCGUCCCCUUUCUCGCCUCAGCGUUCAGAACGCCUGAAAAGGCAUUGUCGUGGUCAAAGUUGAACGAACUGAUCACUAACAAGCAAAUCAAUUUUACUGAUGAUUGCCUCCUCAAUGAACGUGAAUUACAAUUCUAUGUUUCUCGUUUUCAACGCGGCAUGCGAGGGCCCUUGUCUUAUUACCGAACCACGAAAACGCGAUUUGAAGAGGAGAAAGAGGCUCAGCUACCUGUACAUCUACCUCCGAAUCUUCCUGUUCUCUUCCUGUAUGGAACCAAAGAUGUCACGUGUCCUCCGUCAGCGGUCCGAAACGCGCACAAAUUCAUCUCACGACUCAAUACCGUUGCCAUCGAGGAUGUUGGCCAUUGGGUAAUGUUGCAGGCGCAAGACCGUGUUGCAUUGGAAGUCUUGCGAUUCCUUUCAUCUCUAGGUUUAUCCCAGCAAUCUCGAAUGUAGAAUUCUGUAAUCAUUAUUCGUUUCGUUUACGGCGAUGAAGCACUGAUAAGAACGGAAAACAUAGAUUCCUUCAAAUCAAAUUCCC
Messenger RNA from Suillus discolor, 1089 nucleotides. RefSeq names its product Alpha/Beta hydrolase protein. The transcript is spliced from 7 exons. The record is from RefSeq and is a predicted model, not a curated record. Gene Ontology annotation, molecular function: hydrolase activity. The coding region runs from base 15 to 1004 and encodes 329 amino acids. NCBI's taxonomy places the organism in Eukaryota, Fungi, Basidiomycota, Agaricomycetes, Boletales, Suillaceae.